UUGUGACUAUCGACUACCCGAACCUCGCGAGAAUCGCGUUAUACUUGGUAGUGUGUGGAAAUCUCGCGAGAGUUGACUUGCACUUGGAAAGGCAUCACCGAAAGAUGGCGGCUCCGCCUGAUGAGGGGAGUUUGGAGUCUCGCAUCAACAAAGCAACCAACCCGCUAAACAGAGAGACAGACUGGGACAGCAUUAAAGCUUUUUGUGAGCAGCUCAGCAAUGAACCUGAAGGUCCACAACUGGCCACCAGGCUUUUGGCCCAUAAGAUUCAGUCACCACAGGAAUGGGAAGCCAUGCAGGCCCUCACGGUUUUGGAGACAUGUAUGAAGAACUGCGGGAAGAGAUUCCAUAAUGAAGUGGGAAAGUUUCGCUUUCUCAAUGAGCUCAUCAAGGUGGUUUCUCCAAAGUACCUGGGCUCUCGGGCUCCAGAACCCGUGAAGAAGAAAGUACUAGAAAUGAUGUUCAGUUGGACCGUGGGGUUUCCUGAAGAGACCAAAAUAUCAGACGCUUAUCAGAUGCUAAAGAAACAAGGUAUUGUGAAACAGGACCCCGCUCUUCCAGACGAUAAGCCCCUCCCUCCUCCCCCUCCCAGACCCAAGAACGCCAUCUUUGAGGAUGAAGAAAAGUCGAAGAUGCUGUCACGCUUGCUCAACAGCACUCACCCGGAGGACCUGAGAGCAGCAAACAAACUUAUUAAGGAAAUGGUACAGGAGGAUCAGAAGCGAAUGGAGAAAGUGUCGAAGAGAGUAAAUGCUAUUCAGGAAGUGAAGGAGAGUGUCAAGCUGCUCACACAGCUCUUAGCAGACUACAGCAAAGAGACCAGCUCGCAGGACAACGAGGAACUCAUCAAGGAUUUGUACCAGCGCUGUGAGAAGAUGAGGCCCACUUUGUUCAGACUAGCCAGUGACACAGAAGACAAUGAUGAAGCUCUGGCGGAGAUCCUGCAGGCCAAUGAUAGUUUGACGCAGGUGAUUAACCUCUAUAGGCAGCUUGUAAAGGGAGAGGAGGUGAACGGAGACAGCAGUACUAUGCCCACACUUAAAGGGAAGAGCACAGCCCUGUUGGACCUCACUGGAUUGGAUACAUCACCUUCAGCUCCCACUUUUCCAGAAUUCCCCUCUCAGCCCACACCAUCACACGAGCUGUGCAUCAGCCUGCUGGACGACGAGCUCAUGUCUUUGGGAUUAACAGACAACACUCCUAAUUCGACACUGACCUCCUCUCAGUCUGGCGACCCCGCCACAUGGAACUCGUUCCAGGCUUCAGAUACUGUAGACACACCCGUCCCAAUGGUACCAGCUGCCGUGCUGUUGCCGUCAGUUCCCACCACCCAGGCCCCUGUUAGCGGCCCCGUCCCUGUCGUCAAGGCCCUGGAUGACCUGGAUUUGCUGGGGAAGACCCUGUUACAGCAGUCACUGCCCCCUGAGAGCCUGCAGGUCAAAUGGUACAGUCCAAACAAAAUGGACAAACUUCAGCCGCAGUCCAAGCCCACCCUGCGAGAUCUUCAGAGCAAGUCAAACCCAAACCCAGUCGCAAACCCAAGUUCAAUCCUUGCGUUUUCCUCUGAGCCUGCUAAUCUCCUGAACUCGCAGCCUAACAAUGAGGCUCCCGCACUGAGCGUCGGCUCUGCUUCCACUUCUCAGGACGAGCUCUCUCUGGCCAGCAUCACUGUGCCCCUGGAAUCCAUCAAACCUAGUAGCAUGUUGCCUGUGACGAUCUUCGACAAACACAGCUUGCGUGUCCUGCUGCACUUCGCGCGCGACAGUCCUCCGUCUCGGCCCGACGUCCUGGUAGUCAUCAUUUCCAUGCUGUCGUCUGCUCCCAUGCCAGUCACGAACAUCCGCUUCCAAGCCGCCGUCCCCAAGACGAUGAGGGUGAAACUGCAACCGCCGUCCGGGACAGACCUGCCAGCCUUCAACCCUAUACUCCCACCUGCUGCGAUUACACAAGUUCUGCUGCUGGCCAACCCUCAAAAGGAAAAGGUUCGAUUGCGAUACAAGCUGACAUUCGAUUUGGCUGACGAGUCCCAUGACGAGAGCGGAGACAUUGAACAGUUCCCACCUCCAGAGUCCUGGGGGAACCUUUAGAUGGACACACUGACUUCCUGCUGCUUUAUCCCUCUGCUUCCUGUUGGUCUUGCCCAGCUGGAACGGCUCUCGCAAACCCACGGUUCGUUUCUGAUCCAAAGAAAAUUGAGCCCCUCCUCACUUUUCCCCAAAUAUUUGAUGUCGGUACGAAGUCACAGCAGUGUCUAACUUUCGACAUUUGUAAAAUCAAAAAAAGUUACACAGAGAUAGUAAUUCUAAUAGAAGUGUGUCCGAGUGAGAACUGCAAGCGGAAGAGGUUAGGAGAAGUGACGGAGGGUCUCAUUUUUUUUUUCUUCUACUUCUACAAACCCGAGUCAGAUUAAAGUCAAAAGGAUCUGCCUUGGAAACCCUAAUGCUGUCCUUUUCAUCUUGCUUUCCUUCUGUCUCAUUGUCCUCGAUUCGAACGGUUUUAACCUUCAUCUUAUCUCUCAUCUUCCUCUGCUGGCUCUCUGGAUUUGUCCUGUUUUGUGAACCUGUUGAUGCAAUAUCAGCCUACCUGGAAAAAAAAAAGGCAGGCACGUAUAAGUGCUCGUCCCUCAUAAAUACUCCAUCGUGCUGUCUGUAAUCGCGAGCGUACUUUAUGAUUCACGGAGCGGAUCUGUGUGAGAGUUCGAAUAAUGGAACAGUGAAGUGGAUUUUGUUUCUAUGCUAUGAUGUGUGUCCUGUUGAUCCUCUACGACGGAAGUCUAAUCUCCCCCUCUUUGCCUUCGGCCUGAUGAGCACCGUGUCCUUGUCACAUCUAGAGCUAUGAGAAGAGCUGCACUUGAUUUCUCAUUUAAUUCUUUUAAUCUUUUACCAAAGUUGCACAUUGCGAUAGCCUGCAUCUUUUGAUGAUUGAAAAUAAAUCUGAUUUCUCAAAUUUGGAAGUGGCAGUUUUUGGAAUAGACAAAAAUCCUGAACUGUUUGUAAAUGAAAGUCCCAAAUCUGUAUCAUUUUCUGUGUGUGGAGUUGGGAAUACUAGUGAAUGAUGUAUUUAUGGAAACUUUCCACGCUCUACCUGAUGGCAAAUACACAAAACAAAUUCAAUAUGCAUUAAAUUAAAUAACGCAGCCCUUCCUGGUUAGAGUUUAAUAAGGAUAAAAAGACUAAAUAUAAAAGCACCCUAGAACGUUUUUUUUCCCCUCUCAUAUCUGUCUCAUCCUAAAGGCUGCAGAUUUAAAUUUUAAUCUUUCUUUCUAGACUGCCCUUCUACUUCCACUUCCAUCAAUAGGUUUUGAGCAAAUUGUUUUUCCAUCCUCUUCUCUUCUCAAUACACUACAGAAGCAACUGAUUAAGAUCAGGUUAAGACACUGGCUUAUAAAGGAUAAAAUCUGGUGUAUAUUUGUGUAAGAAAAAACAAAUCCCCUAUUUAUGAAUGAGUGCUCCAACCUGCUGUUUUUGCCCUUUUCAGAUUGAAUUCAUUUAGACAUCGAUGCUGACGUCUUGUUUAAAUUGACCGUAUGUGCCUAAUCUAAUGUUACAUCUGUCUUUUGUCUUUUUGUUUUCUUAAAUGCUGAUCUGUACAUACAUACCUUUUGCAUUUCUGUUUGUCUUGGUUCAGAAGUUUGCCAGUAGCUAUUAAUGUUGUUUUAUGUAGGGCUUUUUUCUUGUUUGUUUGUUUGUUAAUGAAAUGAUUUAAAAUGCCUACAGUGGUCUUGUUUUACAUGGCAAUGAUACAACCAUCUAUUUAUUUUGUCUUCUAAAUUACAUAUUCCAACCUUAAAACAGUGUUUUUCCCCAAAUGCAGCACACACAGAGAUGAGAUCUAAUUGUGCCUCUGAUAAAAUGAACAGGAAUCAUAUUUUGGGGGGAAAAAAGGAAGAAAAAUAUUUCCCUUGACAGACAUGGAUUUGUCUGGUCGUGACGGCGCAGGAGAAACGCUGCACGUUGAAUGUCAUGUUGCAGCCAACUCAUCAAGCUGCAGGUUUCCUCCAGCCUGAAGUCAUACUCACCACCCAGUUUUCUUCCUGAGUCUGACUGUAAAUAAUAUACGUAUUGCAAUUAUGUACAUUUGCCAAAAAUGAAGAGAAAAAAUACAGAGAACGAAUAAGUAUGGAAGAGGACGGAAAAUGUAGUGCAAAUAUGUAUUUAAGGAAAAUAAAGUUAUUCUUUUUCUUG
This is a messenger RNA of Clarias gariepinus (North African catfish), 4184 nucleotides long. RefSeq names its product golgi-associated, gamma adaptin ear containing, ARF binding protein 1 (gene gga1). Bases 105 to 2087 code for a protein of 660 amino acids. The record is from RefSeq and is a predicted model, not a curated record. Gene Ontology annotation, biological process: vesicle-mediated transport; intracellular protein transport. The transcript is spliced from 17 exons. Lineage: Eukaryota; Metazoa; Chordata; Actinopteri; Siluriformes; Clariidae. Gene Ontology annotation, molecular function: phosphatidylinositol binding; small GTPase binding; ubiquitin binding. Gene Ontology annotation, cellular component: trans-Golgi network.